UUCAGUUUGUCAAAUGAAAAAGAUGCCCACGCCAGUGGCAGCGAUGAGAACUUGGAGCGUGGCAACUGGUCAAACAAAGCUGACUACCUGCUCUCCAUGGUGGGCUAUGCUGUGGGCCUGGGCAACGUCUGGCGGUUUCCCUACCUCACCUACCAGAAUGGCGGAGGUGCUUUUCUGAUCCCCUACACCCUGAUGCUGGCAUUAGCUGGCUUGCCCUUAUUUUUCAUGGAAUGUUCCCUUGGGCAGUUUGCCAGUCUAGGGCCAAUUUCCGUCUGGAGAAUAUUACCAUUGUUUCAAGGAGUGGGCAUCACGAUGGUCAUCAUCUCAACGUUUGUGGCGAUCUACUACAACGUUAUCAUUGCUUAUGCACUCUACUACUUAUUUGCCUCAUUUCAAAAAGUGCUGCCAUGGUCGGACUGCUUUUCCUGGGCAGAUGAGUUCUGCAGCAAAACACGAUUAGUAAGUGACUGCAAUGCAACCUUAGAUGGAGAGAUCAUUCAUGCAAACUACUCGUUCAUCACAAACAACAAUCUCACGUGUAUUAAUGGAACCAUUAACUACAAACCAGUGCAAUUUCCCAGUGAGCAAUACUGGAAUAAAGUGGCUCUUCAACGCUCGAGUGGGUUGGGUGAGACUGGUAACAUCGUGUGGUACCUGGCUCUCUGCCUUCUCCUGUCCUGGAUAAUUGUUGGAGCUGUGUUGUUUAAAGGAAUAAAAUCUUCUGGAAAGGUUGUCUACUUUACUGCGCUCUUCCCAUAUGUCAUCCUGCUCAUCCUGCUGGUGCGAGGUGCCACCCUGGAAGGUGCUCUGGAUGGCAUCGAAUACUACAUUGGGAGACAGUCCAACAUCACCAAGCUGAUGGAGGCGGAGGUUUGGAAAGAUGCAGCCACCCAGAUAUUCUACUCCCUGUCUGUGGCAUGGGGCGGGCUUGUUGCUUUGUCUUCAUACAAUAAGUUUCACAACAACUGCUACUCAGAUGCUAUUGUCGUUUGUGUAACCAACUGUGUCACCAGCAUAUUUGCUGGGUUUGCAAUAUUCUCUGUCUUGGGACAUAUGGCAUUCGUGUCUGAGAGACCUGUCUCAGAGGUUGUGGACUCAGGAUUUGAUCUGGCAUUUGUAGCCUACCCAGAGGCUCUCUCCAAGUUACCAGUUUCUCCUCUGUGGUCCUUCUUGUUUUUCUUCAUGCUCCUGCUCUUGGGCCUUGACUCUCAGUUUGCCACCAUAGAAACACUCACAACCACCAUACAAGAUAUAUAUCCCGAAGUGAUGAAAAAGUUAAGAAUCCCUUUAACCCUGGCUGUGUGCAUAUUGCUCUUCUGUCUUGGUCUUACUUGUGUUACUCAGGCAGGAAUUUACUGGGUUAACCUAAUAGAUCACUUUUGUGCUGGAUGGGGGAUCCUUAUUGCAGCUGUCCUGGAGAUAAUAGGCAUCAUCUACAUUUACGGAGGGAACAGGUUCAUCAAAGACAUUGAAAUGAUGAUUGGAAAGAAGAGUUGUUUAUUCUGGCUGUGGUGGAGAAUGUGCUGGUUUUUCAUUACUCCUGUGCUGUUAAUGGCAAUUUUGAUCUGGUCUUUGGUCACAUUUUCACCUCCCAGUUAUGGCUCAGUGUUCUAUCCAGCCUGGGGAACUGCUGUUGGCUGGUGCAUGAUUAUCUUCUGCGUCAUCUGGAUUCCCAUCAUCGCUAUUCUGAAAAUAGUUAAAGCUGAAGGAAACAUUUGUCAGCGCAUUGCAAGCUGCUGCAGGCCUGCUGCAAACUGGGGUCCCUACCUGGAAUGUCACCGAGGAGAAAGAUACAGCCACGUUAUAGAUACCAAAAAGGCAAAGGAACAUGAGAUUCCUACUGUGUGUGCCUUCGUAUACACUCAACAAUGA
Messenger RNA from Cariama cristata (Red-legged seriema), 1872 nucleotides. It is a transcript of the gene SLC6A14, whose product is annotated as solute carrier family 6 (amino acid transporter), member 14. Lineage: Eukaryota; Metazoa; Chordata; Aves; Cariamiformes; Cariamidae. Bases 97 to 1872 code for a protein of 591 amino acids. Gene Ontology annotation, biological process: sodium ion transmembrane transport. Gene Ontology annotation, molecular function: L-proline transmembrane transporter activity. The record is from RefSeq and is a predicted model, not a curated record. Gene Ontology annotation, cellular component: membrane. The transcript is spliced from 13 exons.